Messenger RNA from Fusarium oxysporum Fo47, 1865 nucleotides. Its product is annotated as fungal specific transcription factor domain-containing protein. Bases 159 to 1865 code for a protein of 568 amino acids. The transcript is spliced from 5 exons. Gene Ontology annotation, molecular function: DNA binding; zinc ion binding. NCBI's taxonomy places the organism in Eukaryota, Fungi, Ascomycota, Sordariomycetes, Hypocreales, Nectriaceae. Gene Ontology annotation, biological process: DNA-templated transcription. The record is from RefSeq and is a predicted model, not a curated record.
GUACUGCACCAUGCUCGAACUGUGUCACAGCCAACCUGGUUUGUCCUCUUGACACAACUUCAUCACGACCCAAUAACAUCCCAAAAGCCCCUAGUUUAGAAGAACAUGCAGCGCUGGCUGAACGGGUAAAAGCCCUGGAAAGUACGAUUCGGAGUGCUAUGGGGCAUCAGUUGAAUGCGAAUGAACAGAAUCGACAUUCUUCAUCAGAACUUCCCAGUAUUAGUACCCUCUUGGACAGGGCGUUGGUAAAACGACCACCUCUCGUAGAAGGGGAAACAUCAUUCAAAACCCAGGCUUUACAUGCAAGCCAGGUCGAAGAGCUAAAGUCACCAGCUGCACAGCAAUCGCCUACAUUUGUCCAAGAACUGGCUAAUCUCAAGGAUGCGCUCCAAGAUCAAGAGACCAAUGGGCUAGGCAAGGGUAACGUAAAAUCAGGCCAGCUUGAACAAGCACAUGUGCCUAAUGUUAAGAUUCCGCCACCAACAUCUGUUAUGCAGCUGCUACAGUUGAUGGCUGACGAGAGACACACGAACCUCGUCCUCUUUAAUUUCUGGGGCGUUCAAAACCUCGAAAGCUUUCGCCAUCUGUGCAAGUCCACAUAUUUCAACACAGAACCGUUGACACUAACAGAGAAGACUUCAUUCAACGGAACUGUCAGCCUCAUCCUGAGAGAGAUAGGAACUGAAGACAGACCAAAUAUAGAACCUGGAGUCUUGAGUCGCUUGCAAGACCUUUGUGAAAAGAACUUCUGGGAAGGUGUUGAAACUUACCAAGUCAUGUCUAUUGCCACAGAAGAGCACGUCCAUAUCCUGUUCCUUGCGGUUGUACUAGUGUCAAGCAUGGGGGAAUUACCUCUUCAAUGGAGCCUGACAACAGCUGCUGCUGGACACUGUCUGACUCUAGGUUACCAUCGAGAAAAGAGACUUUUGCAGCUUCCGAGCCCCAAGGCCGAGACAGCACGAAGAACCUUCUGGCACAUCUACAUGGCAGACAAAAACCUUUCGCAACGCUUAGGACGAGCACCCACCAUUCAAGAUUGGGACGUUGAUGCAAAGCCAUGCGCGAUAUCUAGCGAUAUCAAACAAGCCCCUUGGGAUUUGGCUUUAACCUCAUUGAUUGAAAUGAGUCGAAUACAAGGUCAAAUCUACGAGAGGCUCUACUCGCCUCUGGCAAAGGCACGCGGCAUGGAAGAAAGAUUGGUAGAAACCAACAAACUUGAUUCAGAUCUCCGUCGAUGGUAUAGCGACUGGGCUCAGAUAGAUAGCUCCGCUGCCUACGGUAGAGAUCGGUUUGACAUGACCUUCUCUCCAGUCGACAUCAUGUAUCACUCUUUGCUAACCCUCAUACACUGGAACGUCAGCUAUACGGAGUCUGCAAGAGAUAUAUCAGAGGCAUGCUAUGAAGCAGCACAUGGAAUGCUGCGAGCGCAUCUUACACACUACCCUCAGCUGACUGCUUCGGGCCACAAGGCAUCAGCGAUCUAUGCGAUCUGGGUUCUCCAUGCCACGUCUUUCACGCCGUAUGUGGCCAUAUUCCUCCAUUGCGUUGCCAAUCUGGACUGCGAUGAUCUCAAGCUUCUUCAGGACGUAUUACACACGCUUGAAAAUAUCGGGUUGGAUCUCCAAUUCUCACAGAAGUUAUUCAAACUCUGCAAAGCCCUCUGUCGGAUUGCAGAAGCUUUUCUGGAGCAUCAGGUCCCUUUGACAAAUAUUGUCACCGACGCGUCAAAUACAGCCCAUUCAUUACCGCAAGGCCCGUUACCAGAUACCUGGUCAUGGCUGGGCUCACAAAUCACGUACCCAAACGCUGUCGGAGAUUUUGACUUGGACAAUCUAGAUGAAACCUUCUUCGGCCAUGGCUUCUAG